Raphanus sativus (radish) is the source of this 2242-nucleotide messenger RNA. RefSeq names its product ultraviolet-B receptor UVR8. The record is from RefSeq and is a predicted model, not a curated record. Bases 348 to 1970 code for a protein of 540 amino acids. The transcript has 6 exons. Lineage: Eukaryota; Viridiplantae; Streptophyta; Magnoliopsida; Brassicales; Brassicaceae.
AAUUGCUAUUAACAAAAACCGCAUAAAGAGACACCACAACAACUAUCUUUCCUCCUCUUUCAUUUCACUUCCCUCAACGCAAACUUUGCAGACUUUCCGAGGAUUAAAACAAAAAGAAAAAAACUGUAACUAAAAAAGGAGAAAUUUGCGGUAAUUCUUUUGUGAAAUUGGAUUCCGUUUCUUCACCGUCAAUUCUCUAGAAAACAUUCCUUUCAUAUCCCUUCUUUUUCUUCUUCUAUGCUCUGAUCAGACAAGAUAACAUCAUAACAAAACCAAAACUAAGAAAGGCUCUUCUUGCUGGCUGUAAAAAAAACCUGAGAUAAAAAAAACCCGUGUUCUCUCUCACAAUGGAUGCUACAAGGAGUGGAGGAACUCCAGGUUUACAGUAUCAUAACUUACCAGAGCAACCGGUUGCUUCUCCUCCACCUCCUCUUGUGACUCCAUUUCAGAGACAAAAACGUCAUUGCUUUGGAGAAGACUCAACUCCUGGAGAGUUUCCUUUAGCAGCUAGCCCUUCCAUUGUCCUUCAUGUUCUCACUGAAUGUAGAUUAGAUCCUCAUGACCUCGCCAAUCUUGAGGCAACAUGCUCCUUCUUUAGCCAGCCAGCAAACUUUGCACCGGACUGUAGUCUAUCCCUACCGGAGCUCGCUGCUCUCGACAUGUGUAAUAAAAGGACGGUUUUCAAGCCGAUGAAGGAACAAGAGCGUGAAGAAACGAAACGUAGAUGCGGAGGAUCAUGGAAACUGGUGCUUAGGUUCUUGCUGGCUGGUGAAGCGUGUUGUAGAAGAGAGAAAUCUCAAGCUAUCGCUGGUCCUGGUCACAGCAUUGCCGUCACAUCCAAAGGACAAGUCUACACCUUCGGUUAUAAUAACUCUGGACAGCUAGGACAUGGCCAUACCGACGAAGAACCUCGGAUUUUGCCCAUCAGAUCGUUGCAGGGAAUCAGAAUCAUCCAAGCAGCAGCUGGAGCUGGUCGGACGAUGCUGAUAAGCGACGAUGGGAGUGUUUACGCUUGUGGGAAAGAUUUGUUCGGUGAAGCUGAGUACGUCGGAGGAGGGCAAGGGAGCAGCAGACCGGUUACAACAACUCCUCGGCUCGUGACAUCUUUAAAGAACAUCUUCGUUGUGCAAGCAGCUAUCGGCAACUUCUUCACGGCUGUUUUGUCCAGAGAAGGAAAGGUUUAUACGUUCUCGUGGGGUAAUGACAGUAGGCUCGGUCACCAGACCGAGGCUAAUGAUCUCGAGCCACGUCCUUUGUUAGGUCCGCUAGAGAAUGUACCUGUUGUUCAGAUUGCUGCUGGUUAUUGCUACCUUCUUGCCUUAGCUUGUCAACCAAAUGGCAUGUCGGUUUAUUCGGUUGGAUGCGGUUUAGGAGGCAAGCUUGGUCACGGGUCGAAAACCGAUGAGAAGCAUCCUCGGGUUAUUGAGCAGUUUAAGGUAUUGAAUCUGCAGCCUAGGGUGGUCGCAGCGGGUGCUUGGCAUGCGGCGGUGGUUGGUCAAGAUGGAAGAGUGUGCACUUGGGGUUGGGGAAGAUACGGCUGCUUAGGACACGGUAACGAGGAGUGUGAGUCAGUGCCUAAAGUUGUUGAAGGGCUAAGCCGUGUUAAGGCGGUUCACGUCGCGACGGGAGAUUACACUACUUUCGUGGUCUCGGAAGAUGGCGAUGUGUACUCUUUCGGUUGUGGUGAAUCUGCUAGUCUCGGCCACCAUCCAGUCCUUGAUGAACAGGGUAGUAGAAAUGGGAAUGUGCUGAGUCCAGCGGUGGUAACAUCGCUGAAACAAGCGAAGGAGCGGGUGGUUCAGAUUAGUCUAACGAACUCGAUAUAUUGGAACGCUCAUACCUUUGCGCUCACGGAAUCGGGGAAGCUGUUCGCGUUUGGUGCGGGUGAUAAGGGUCAGCUUGGAGCAGAGCUUGGUCGUGACCAGACAGAAAGGUGUUUACCUGAGAAAGUAGAUAUCGACCUCAGUUAGCGGUUGGGCAAUUUGUUGCCAGGAAAUUUGCGUUUGACAUCAGGAAAACGCUAGGAAAUUGCGUUUUACUUUGUUAUAUAGUUCUUAAGACUUUGGAUGGUUGUACAAAUGGGGUGGGGGGGACAUAAGUUAAGAACUUGUCUUAACAUUUUCAUUGUAUAGGCUUUUUAAGGUUUAUUCUAACUGUUCGUGGGUCAUGUUUUAGGUUAUCUUGUUAAUAAUUGUCGAAUAAUUUCAGUUAGUCCGUUUAUUGCAAGUUCAGUUUAUAUCUU